Calliphora vicina (urban bluebottle blowfly) is the source of this 4325-nucleotide messenger RNA. It is a transcript of the gene jar, whose product is annotated as Myosin heavy chain 95F jaguar. The coding region runs from base 136 to 3852 and encodes 1238 amino acids. Gene Ontology annotation, molecular function: microfilament motor activity; ATP binding; actin filament binding. The record is from RefSeq and is a predicted model, not a curated record. Gene Ontology annotation, biological process: vesicle transport along actin filament; actin filament organization; endocytosis. Gene Ontology annotation, cellular component: actin cytoskeleton; myosin complex; endocytic vesicle. The transcript is spliced from 19 exons. NCBI's taxonomy places the organism in Eukaryota, Metazoa, Arthropoda, Insecta, Diptera, Calliphoridae.
AAAAAAAUAUAAAAAUUACUUCAGUGUUAUUGUUUUAAGUGUGUUUUUGUUGUUGUUGUUACUGGUUUCAUCACCUGUCUGUCACUCAAAAGUUUUGUUAACGUUUUUUGUUGCUGUUGCCCACAACUUCGCAAAAUGGACACACAACUUGUGUGGGCCCGUGAUCCGGUUGAAGGUUAUAUACAGUGUCAAAUAUCGGAAAUCGGUGCUAAGGAAUUUGAAGUCACACCCUUGGAUCGCAAGUAUCCAAAACGUUCAUGUGCCGUAGAUGAUAUAUUUUCAUCGUGCGAUGGACCACAGGAUCAUGAUGAUAAUUGCGAACUUAUGCUCCUUAAUGAAGCCACAUUUUUGGAUAAUUUAAAAAUCCGUUACUACAAAGACAAAAUUUAUACAUAUGUGGCCAAUAUAUUAAUAGCUGUAAAUCCCUAUCGUGAUUUAAAUGAUCUCUAUGCACCUGCCACAAUUAAAAAAUACAAUGGACGUUCCUUGGGUGAAUUGCCACCCCAUGUUUUUGCCAUAGCUGACAAAGCUAUACGUGAUAUGCGCGUAUAUAAAGCUUCCCAAUCGAUUAUUGUAUCGGGAGAGUCGGGAGCUGGUAAAACAGAAUCAACAAAAUAUUUACUUAAAUAUUUGUGUCAUUCGCACGAUAGUGCUGGUCCUAUAGAGCAAAAAAUCUUAGAUGCUAAUCCCGUUUUAGAGGCAUUUGGUAAUGCGAAAACCACACGCAACAACAAUUCGUCUCGUUUUGGUAAAUUUAUUGAGGUUCACUAUGAUGGCAAAACUCAAGUUGUUGGCGGUUACAUUUCACAUUAUUUGCUGGAAAAGAGUCGUAUUUGUACUCAAAGCGCUGAGGAACGCAACUAUCAUGUGUUCUAUAUGUUGUUGGCUGGGGCGCCUCAACAAUUGCGUGAUAAAUUAAGCUUAGGCAAACCAGAUGAUUAUCGGUACCUUUCUGGUUGUACUCAAUACUUUGCCAACAGCAAGACGGAACAAUUAAUACCGGCAACACAAAAAUCAAAAGACCAUUCAAAAAAGGGACCUCUAAAAGAUCCCAUCAUCGAUGAUUACAAUCAUUUUCAAAAUUUGGACAAGGCUUUGGGACGUCUGGGUCUAAAUGAAGCUCAAAAGUUGGAAAUAUAUUCCCUAGUAGCAGCCUGCUUGCAUUUGGGUAAUAUAUCAUUUGAAGAAAUACCAGAUGAUGCUAGGGGUGGCUGUCAAGUAUCGGAAUCAUCGGAAAAAUCUUUAACAAUUACUUGCCGUUUGUUGGGUGUUGAUCCAGAUGAACUGAGACAGGCCUUAGUGUCCAGGGUAAUGCAAAGUAAGGGAGGUGGCUUCAAGGGCACCGUAAUAAUGGUCCCCUUAAAAAUGUAUGAAGCCUCUAAUGCUCGUGAUGCUUUAGCUAAAGCCAUUUACAGCCGUUUAUUUGAUCGCAUUGUGGCUUUAAUCAAUCAAAGCAUUCCAUUCCAAGCUUCCAAUUACUAUAUUGGUGUUUUGGAUAUUGCCGGUUUUGAAUACUUCACCGUUAAUUCAUUUGAACAGUUUUGCAUUAACUAUUGCAAUGAGAAAUUACAGAAAUUCUUCAAUGACAAUAUUUUGAAAAAUGAACAAGAACUUUAUAAACGUGAAGGUUUGAAUGUUCCUGAAAUCACAUUUACAGAUAAUCAAGAUAUUAUCGAAUUAAUUGAAUCGAAAGCAAAUGGUAUCUAUACUCUGCUGGAUGAAGAAAGUAAAUUGCCUAGACCGUCAGCAGUACAUUUUACCACAGAGGUGCACAAAGCUUGGACGAAUCAUUUCCGUUUAGGUUUGCCUCGAUCAUCAAGACUCAAAGCUCAUCGUACUUUAAGAGAUGAGGAAGGUUUCUUAGUGCGUCAUUUUGCUGGAGCAGUUUGUUACAAUACCGAACAGUUUAUAGAGAAAAAUAAUGAUGCUCUACACGCUUCCUUGGAGGGUUUGGUGCAGGAAUGUGAAAAUACUCUAUUAAAAUCAUUAUUCCCUUCCGGUAGCAGCAAUGCCACUAGAGGCAAAUUGAAUUUUAUCUCGGUGGGCUCUAAAUUCAAGACACAAUUGGCUGAAUUAAUGGAAAAAUUAGAGAAGAAUGGCACCAAUUUUAUACGUUGUAUUAAACCCAAUAGUAAAAUGAUUGAUCGUGAUUUUGAGGGUGGUUUGGCGUUGGCUCAAUUGAAAUGCUCUGGCACCAUAUCUGUGUUAGAGCUUAUGGAACAUGGCUAUCCAUCUCGUGUCCCCUUUGCCGAUCUUUAUAACAUGUAUAAAUCUCUACUGCCACCAGAAUUGGCCAAAUUGCCAGCACGCACUUUCUGCGAAGCCAUGUUACAGUCUUUGAAUCUUAGCUCAAGAGAUUUUAAAUUUGGCAUCACUAAAGUAUUCUUCCGGCCUGGUAAAUUCAUAGAAUUCGAUCGUAUCAUGAAGUCCGAUACAGAAAAUCUAUUAGCCAUUGUGGCUAAGGUUAAGAAAUGGUUAAUACGUUCUAGAUGGGUCAAGUCUACCUUAGGAGCUUUAUGCGUUAUUAAAUUACGCAACCGCAUUAAGUAUCGUAAUAAAUGCGUUUUAAUUAUGCAAAGUACUGUUCGUGGUUAUUUGGCUCGCAAACAUCAUCGUCCUCGUUAUCAGGGUAUUGCGAAAAUUAAUAAAAUUCGUUUUAAUGCUCAGAAAACGGUGGAAAUUGCCGGUGGCUUGAAAAGGGGCCGUGAAGAGAUUUUAAACGAAGUUUCUGAUAUAAAUCGUCAAAUUGAUGAAGCCAUACGCAAGAUUAAGGCUAAUGAAAAAAUUACUACCCGAGAAAUUGAUGGACUCUAUACGAAUGUCAUGGCUAAUAUGAAUAAAAUCACUGUGGACUUAAAUACUAAACUUAAGGAACAACAACAAGCUGAAGAGCAAGAACGCUUACGUAAGAUACAAGAAGCCCUAGAAGCUGAACGUCGUGCUAAGGAGGAAGAUGAACGCCGUUGUCGCGAAGAAGAAGAUAACAAGAGGCUUAAAGCCGAAAUGGAAGCCAGACGUAAAGCAGAAGAGGUGCAACGUCUCAGGCAGGAAGAAGAGGAUCGUAAAGCAGCCUUAGCUUUACAGGCACAAUUGGAAAAGGAAGCUCAAGAUGAUGCUAAAUUUAGGCAACAACUGGAGCAAGAACGUAGAGAUCAUGAAUUGGCCUUACGUUUGGCCAGUGAAUCAAAUGGCCAAGUGGAAGACAGUCCACCCGUGAUAAGAAAUGGUCAAAUGGAUGCAACUUUAAUGGGUCAAAAUAAACUUAUCAGAUCGGAAAAUGUUCGUGCCCAACAGCAGGCUUUGGGCAAACAGAAAUAUGAUUUGUCAAAAUGGAAAUAUUCGGAAUUACGUGAUGCUAUUAAUACAUCCUGUGAUAUUGAAUUGUUAGAGGCUUGUCGCCAAGAAUUCCAUCGCCGCUUGAAGGUCUAUCAUGCCUGGAAGGCAAAGAAUCGCAAACGUACUACCAUGGAUGAAAACGAAAGAGCUCCAAAAAGUGUUAUGGAAGCGGCUUCUAAAGCACCACCUUUGGUACAGCCUAAACAAGAAAUUACAACUGCCCAGCAUCGCUAUUUCCGCAUACCAUUUAUGAGAGCAAAUGCACCUGAAAAUACUAAACGCGGUCUGUGGUAUGCUCAUUUUGAUGGUCAAUGGAUUGCCAGGCAAAUGGAACUACAUGCCGACAAACCACCAAUACUUUUAACAGCUGGUAUCGAUGACAUGCAAAUGUGCGAACUAAGCUUAGAGGAAACUGGCUUGACACGUAAACGUGGCGCUGAAAUACUGGAACAUGAAUUUAAUCGUGAAUGGGAAAAGCAUGGUGGUAAACCAUAUAAAAAUUUAGGUGCUAAAUAAAUUAUAAAACUAAUACUAAAACAACAACAAAAUAUAAACUAUAUUUUAUAAUUUAAAAUUAUAAAAAGUUAAACAAGAAUUAGAAGAAACAUACAUAUUUGUUUUCAAAAUAAUAAACGAAACAAAAAUAUACAUAAUAUUUUUACACUAAAUUAAAAACAAAAGGAAUAUUCAUUGGUUAUCAUAAAUCAUAGUAGUAGUUAGUAUUUCUUAUUUUAAUUUUUUUUUUAAUUAUUAUUUUCAAAAUGUACGUGUGCCUUUUCUAGACAAAAAAAAAACAAAACUUACACAAAAAAGAAAAUCCUUUAUGGUUUCUGUUUAAUUAAACUGAAUGAAAAACAAAAGGCAUUCAACACACACACACACAAUAAGUAUUUAAAUAUUCAUACAUAAUUUACUAUAACUAUUAUUUAAUAAAAUAAAAUAAAUUUACAUACCUAUUAAACAUAAUAAAAUUUAUUAUCAUAAAAAUA